GUCAUUUGCACGACUAAACGGCAAUGUUCUGAUGAAUUUGCAGGCUAAACACUGCGUUUAGAGAGAGAGAGAGAGAGAGAGAGAGAGAGAGAGUGAACCAGAGUGAGAGGAUAACAAGAGCUUAACCAACAUGAGUAUGAUGGUUGGUCAUCUUCUACCUCCGACUUCCAAACACUCAUUCACUAAAACCUCUCAUUGCCUUCAAAACCCAAAAGCUAGUUUGCAAAGUUCAGCCCCAAAGCCCACAAUCUUACCCAGUCUACUCUCUUUGGCUCUCUCUGUAACACUAAGCUCACCUUUUCCUGUUUUAGCAAUCCCUUCUCUCAACCCCCAGUCCAAUUUAGUCCCUCCCCCCACGACUCCAUUCUCUCAAUCCAAGAAUUUGCAGACUGGGCUGGAAAAUGGAAAAAUCAGACCUUGCCCAUCGAUAAAUCCAGGCUGUGUGUCAACAAAUCCAAGGUCAUCAUCGUUUGCAUUUCCAUUGACGAUUCCUGCAAAUUCUUCAGACAAUGCAAUUCAGAGGUUGGAAGAAGCAAUCUUGGAAACUCAAAAGAAUGCAAAAAUUCAAAUCUUGCAAGAUACCCCUGAUGGAGGCCAAUAUCUACAAGCUGAGUUUGAUGGAGGGUUUGGCCGAGAUGUGCUGGAGUUUCUGGUGAAAGGAGACUUGGUUUCUUACAGGUGCAUGGCCACAAAAGUAACCUACUUGUACCCUUUCACUACUGCUUUGGGGAAUUCAAAGGGACAAGAAGAAAGGAUGAAGAAAAUCACUGACCAGUUGGGUUGGUAUGCUCCAAGUUUCGAAGCCAUGGACUAGAAGUUUUUUCUUCAUCUGCUCAUCUCUGAAAAGAAAGAACAAAGUUGAUAUUAUUGACAAGAAAUUUGUUUGAUUUGUGAAUAAUUUGUUCGUGCUUCUUGUUUUCUGAAUCUUAUGAUCAGCUUGUUUCUUAAGUGCCAGAUAAAUUACAUGUGACAUAGGAGGGAAGGCUCUUUUGCACGUUAAAAGCAUUUGGGAAAACUGGUUUUGUAGUCAGACGACGACGUAUGAUCUCUUCUACGUAUCUA
This is a messenger RNA of Prunus mume (Japanese apricot), 1062 nucleotides long. RefSeq names its product thylakoid lumenal 17.9 kDa protein, chloroplast. Gene Ontology annotation, cellular component: chloroplast thylakoid lumen. NCBI's taxonomy places the organism in Eukaryota, Viridiplantae, Streptophyta, Magnoliopsida, Rosales, Rosaceae. The record is from RefSeq and is a predicted model, not a curated record.